This is a messenger RNA of Anolis carolinensis (green anole), 970 nucleotides long. RefSeq names its product chromosome 2 C3orf84 homolog (gene cimip7). The transcript has 4 exons. Bases 122 to 871 code for a protein of 249 amino acids. NCBI's taxonomy places the organism in Eukaryota, Metazoa, Chordata, Lepidosauria, Squamata, Anolidae. The record is from RefSeq and is a predicted model, not a curated record.
AAGCAACGGUGUAAACAUGGGUGGCAAAUUCUCAAACCAGGUCGCAGCCAGCUUCGAGUGGCUACUCUAAUCACUGAGGGGACUGGCUGCUUUUACGCGGCUCCCCUCAGACCUUGAGGGGAUGCCUAGCCCUAUAGUUGGGACGUGGCACGCUAACGGUUUCUAUGGCAACUUCAGAAGCAAAUGCAGGAGUGACUACACCCAAGAGUUCCGAAAAGCAGCCCAGCCACCACCUCCUGAUGUCUUCCUGAAGAGAAUGAAGGAAACGCCUUCUAAGCACAUAUUCUCCAAGAUUGACAACAAGCAUUCCUUCCCAUUAUCGGCUACAUAUUUUGACUGUGGCUUAGGAAGGAAGAGAAUAGAUGGGAGCCUUCCUGACACACAUACCUUAAUGGACUGGAUCCCCCUGAAGGAGGAGUUACAACGCCAGAGGCCCCUUAUGUCAAGCUACCAGUUUGACUUCCGUUCCAGAGAGAAGAUUCCUCAGAUAUUGGUCCAUCACACUUGCAUGCAAGCACAGCCCCUCCUACGCACCCCCAGCACCACCUACCAGCGCACAUAUCGGAGCCACCCUUUGAGCGAACCCAGCCUUGGGGUAGUCCAACAGCAGGACGUGACCAAAGAGACCAAGACUCAGGCAACCAAGUCAGCGGCUUCUGCUUCCAGUGAGACCACGGCUCCUCCCUCUGGCAAAUCAGCUGCUGCUCCCACCACCGGUGAGCCCUCCACUUCAGCCUCCAAGGAGCCCACUGCAACAGAAGCCAAAACAGUGGCAGAAGCCCUUGUCGCAAGAUCCUUCCAUGGGCGGCCAAUGUCCUCCCAGCGACCCAAGUGGACAGUCUCCGACUGUUUGCACUGGCACAAUUGCUGACUGUAUGUCAUAUUUCCUGUUUCUGUGUGGGGGAAAUUAAAUGCUCCUUUGUACUUGAUUAAGGUUCAGAAACGAUUAAAACCUUGCUGGACUGCGUAA